GGCGGGAAAGUUGGCGAGCGUGUAACGACACGUGUAAAUAGUUUUAUGUACAUACAUACGUACAUACAGUGUUAUUUAUGAAAAUUUAUGAAUAAUGUGUGAUUUAGAAAAGCGUGAAUAAUUCUUAUGAUAGUAAUAAAUAAUAUUUUUAUCACAUUUUUAAUAUUAUAAAGCACAAAAAUAAUAAGAAAGCAAGGAUUUGAAAUAUGGAGCACGAGGACAGUGAUUCUGAUCUAGACAUCUUGAAUAAUUUAAUAUCAAAUGAUAUCGAAGAGACAGGUGGUGUUGAAGAGAAAGAUAAUGACCAGUCUAAGUAUCUUGAACAAUCUAAAUCAUUUGAAUCAAAGAAAACUUUAACAGAAUUACAAUUUAACUUCUUAGAUUCUAAGCCUUGUAAUAUAAAUAAUGAGAAUAAAUUAGCUGAUGAGAAAAUUAGCAAUACACUUUAUGAUGAUAAGCUUGAUUCUUCAGAUGAUGAAGACAGACGUUAUUUUGAAGAGCAAAAAUAUUCCAAUUAUGGACGUGAAAUAAAACAGUUAUUAAAAGAGGACUCCUUUCUGAAGACUGAACAGCCCGAACAAAAAUUACAGCAUAAGAAUAAUAUUUUUAAUAAUAGUAAAAAUAAGACUUUUGAUUUCAAUAAUACCAUAAAGGGUAGCAAUAAUAACAGUAUUAUAAAGGAUGUGUAUAGCGAUCCCUUCUUUGGAAUAAGAAUAAUUAGUCCUCUCAUAUCUUCUACUGAAUUGAAGGAACGUAUGAAAGACAAAAUAGUUGUAACAAUAUCAAGAGUAAAGAAUCAUAUAAAUUCUGAUAAUAUACAUAACGACUGGGUAAUCGCUGGUGUAUUAAUCAAUAAGUCAGCUACAAAAACUUCGCAGAAGGGAAGUUCUUAUUGUAUCUGGAAAAUAAGCGAUUUGUCUGAUGAUUUGAAAACUGUGUCUAUUUUUCUAUUCAGUAAUGCCUACAAACAAUUAUGGAAAACAAUCACUGGCAGUGUGAUAGGUAUUCUCAAUCCAAACAUACUCGAGAGUAAGGACAACAUCGACCAAGCAACUCUAUCAAUCGAUAAUCCUCAGAAACUGAUGAUUUUUGGUAGAUCCAAGGAUAUGGGUAAAUGCAAAUCGAUCAAAAAGAAUGGCGAUCCGUGCACUGCGAUUGUAAAUACAAGUCGAUGCGAGUACUGUGUCUAUCACGUUAAACAGGAAUAUAAAAAAUGUACGCGACGAGCGGACCUACAAUCGAGUAACAAUGCAUAUGGAUUUACUGGAGAUGCAUUGAAGCGCAUGAACAAGCAAAUUGAUACACGAAAACCUUAUAACGGUCUGGCACCGUUUGUACCAGUACUGGCUAAACGCAAUGAGAAGCUAUACGAGAAGGAUCGCGCACGUUUGGAAUUGCUAUCUGAAACCAAUUCAGGCAAUGAUAUUGAAAAAGCGAAAAGUGAUUUGAAAUCGAAGGUCAAUGUGAAUGCUAAGAAGAAGGAAGUGACUGUGGAACUGACGAACAAACAAUCGAGGAAAGAUUUUGAACGACUCAAUAAACUGAGAGGCUGGCAACCCUCAAAGCAAGUAAUAGUACAAUCAACGCCCAAUGGACCAGUUCUAUGCUCCAGUCCGAUACAAUCAAAAGAAAGUAAUUAUACACCAAACAAACCUAAAAACAAUCACAUAGAUAAGAAGAUUAGUUUGGUCUCUUUGUCUUCAAAUCCGCAACUGGGAGGGGGAUGUAAUCAAAGUACGAUAGAUUUCUCCGAGCCCAUCACCAAGCAACAAAUUCGUACCGCCAAGAUGAACGCGAUCAAGUGGGUGCAAGAGCAUGGAAAAAUCAAAGCGAAGAAUCCCAAUCAGAUACGAAUAAGUUCAAAAGAGAAACUGGAUAAAAACGCGAAACGUCAGAGAGAGAAUGAUGAGCAGGAAGAACGAAGUACAAAAAAGAUAAAUAUAAAUAACAAAUUCAAAGAGAUUCUAGAAGCCAAAUCUUCGCAUACAGAUUUGAUUGAGAAAUCCUAUGAUGAAGAAAAGGAAAAGUAUUUUAACAAAUUAGAAGUAAAGGAAAAGAUGGAAGAAAAGAUGAUGAACACUUUCAAGAUCAAUUGUAAAGCUGUGAAAUGUGCAAUAUGCAAGUACACGGCCUUCUCAGCAUCGGACAUGUGCAAGGAACAAAGACAUCCGUUGCGUGUGAUCGAUGCUAUUAAGAGGUUUUUCAAAUGCGCCGAUUGUGGCAACCGGACUGUCAGUCUAAAUCGUAUGCCGUCACACAGUUGCAGCAAGUGCAGCAGCUCAAAUUGGGCCAGGGCGGCAAUGAUGGAUGAGAGGAAGACCAUUAUUGCUACAGAGACUCUAUCUAUACGUGGCGCCGAAGAGAAAUUCCUAGGUUCAAUCGUGAAAGACGCAAAUCUUAAUCUUCUUGUCCCGGAUGAAGAUUAGUAAAUUCAAUUACCUCCCUUUCUCCCCGUCGAUAUUCUAGCUAAAUUAAGAAAUUGUAAGUAUAUAGUAAAAUAUUAAAGAAAUGAUGAGAGACGAUAUUGGUCAAGAUAUAAAUUGAUAGCAUGUUUUACGUACACUAGCGAAAAAGUAUUUGUUUUAGAAUAUAGAAAUUCAAAUGGCGUUGGAAAAUGCUACGAUAUUGUUGCCAAGAUAUAUUACUUUAUACAAUUAUUAUUUUUUAAUAUUUUUGUCUAUAUAUAUAAUGAAAAUACAUAGAAAAUUUGAAGAUUUUACCAUGACGAAUUUACUAUCUGAAUCGAAUUAUCAUUGGCUAAAAUUAUUAAAACGACGCGAAACUUGCUUAUCCCGACUGAUUACUUAUUCCUAUAUAUUUUAUAUCUUAGAAUCUACAAAUACAGAACAUUUGAUAUCCUUUUGUUUAUUGUCAGUAUUAUCAAUUUUCUUCUCUUUUUUUUUUCACUUUAUGAAAAAUGUACAAAUAUAAAGAAAUCCUAAGAGUGUAUCUCUUGCACAUUUCCGAAAUGAAAUACAUUGAAUCUUCUCCGUCCGAAAUGUACACAGCGAGCAAAAAUGUUUUGAUAUACAACCAGGUACAACAAUCGUAUAAAAAACAUUAUCAUCUCGAUUACGUGAUUUCACUAAAUUACGUUUGAGGUUUGAUAUUUAGGCUGAGGAGAAUCAUUAUUUCCUUUCCCGUUCAACAAAGCUUUCUCAUACAAAGAUACCUUUUCUCCUUACGAGAAAAGUACUCUUUCCUUCAUACAAAAACGAUAUGCACUGUGUAAAAAGAUAAACAUCAGCAAAUUUCUUAAUAUAAAGAAUUAUAAUUGGGGUCCGAAAGCAUCGCAUUGACAUAAGUUACUAUAUAUCAAUAUUAUAUAAUACAUAUAAUGCAUUUAGAAACCAUCUGAGUUGGAUUUUCCGCGAUGUGUUAUGUCAAUAUAAUAACUCCGGACAUUAAUAACUAUCUGUUUGUAUGAGAAACAUAGAUUGUAUUUUUUCACUCAUAUACUGUUUAAUAUCCUAUGGUUGUCCACAAUUCUGUUCGGCAUUUUAUAUUUAUACAAUGACACGUUACUCUUUUCCUUGUAUAUAAAACUUCGAAUAAAAUAUGCGUGAGAAAAAGAAGAUUAAAAAUAAUGAUUAAACUUCAGAGUAUUACUUACAAAU
Camponotus floridanus (Florida carpenter ant) is the source of this 3617-nucleotide messenger RNA. RefSeq names its product protein MCM10 homolog (gene Mcm10). The transcript has 2 exons. Gene Ontology annotation, biological process: DNA replication; DNA replication initiation. Gene Ontology annotation, cellular component: replication fork protection complex; nucleus. Bases 207 to 2426 code for a protein of 739 amino acids. NCBI's taxonomy places the organism in Eukaryota, Metazoa, Arthropoda, Insecta, Hymenoptera, Formicidae. The record is from RefSeq and is a predicted model, not a curated record. Gene Ontology annotation, molecular function: single-stranded DNA binding; DNA replication origin binding.